This is a messenger RNA of Bombyx mandarina (wild silkworm), 1446 nucleotides long. RefSeq lists its product as uncharacterized. Lineage: Eukaryota; Metazoa; Arthropoda; Insecta; Lepidoptera; Bombycidae. The record is from RefSeq and is a predicted model, not a curated record.
ACAAACAGAGUGUUCAAUAGACAAGCUAGAAGAAUUAUUUAUAUCGUUCAUUCAUUUAUGAAGAGAGAAUCUGAAGAUGGGGUGAUUAAUAUAAAAAAAGUACAAAAGCGGACCGCAAUGGCAACGGAUAGUUCUGUCGCUACUGUAAAACGUAUAAUACAAGAAGGCGGCGGAGAAGUCCCUAAAAUAUUCAGAACACCGGGGAGAAAGAGACCCCGAGAUAAACCUAUUACGGGUUUAAAUUCAAUCGAUCUAGGAGUGAUUAAACGGUGUAUACACAAUUUCCAUAUAACCGAGGAGGAACUGCCAACCACGGAGAAACUGCGAGUAAAAUUAAAAAACGAUAUCAAUUUCCAGGGGUCCGCACGAAGUUUGGGGCGAAUCAUUAAAAAUUUAGGUUUUAAAUGGAAAAAAAUACAAAAUAAUAAACAAAUCCUUACAGAGAGAACAGAUAUUCGCUUCCAGAGAAUUGAAUAUCUGCAGCGAAUGAUGAAAUAUAGGCAAGAAGGAAGACCAAUUAUAUAUACGGUCGAAACAUAUGUUGGUUCACCACACUCCCCUCCCAACACCUGGACGGACGGUUAUACUAAGGGACUAAAAAAACCAAUUUCUAAAGGACACCAAAUAGUCAUUGUUCAUGCUGGAUCCGAAACAGGCUUUGUGCCGAACUCUUUACUUUUAUUUAAAGCAGGCGUCAAAACAGGAGACUACCAGGACAAUAUGAAUUCUAUUAAUUACGAAAAAUGGCUUCGUACUCAACUGAUACCAAAUUUGCCAAAUAAUUCAGCCGUCGUAGUUGGCAAUGCAACGUAUCAUAACAAGCAAUGCGAUCCGGCACCAACAUCGAAUGCUAAAAAAGCCGAUAUGCAGGCCUGGUUGACUAACAAACAUAUUAACUAUACUUCUGAUAUGUUGAAGCCUCAGUUGUAUAAUUUAAUUAAAACUCAUAGAGAUCAGUUUAAAAAAUUCUACAUUGAUCAAAUAUUGGCAGAACACAACCACUCUGUACUUCGGCUACCUCCUUACCAACCUGAUCUCAAUCCGAUUGAGAUGGCAUGGGCGGCCAUUAAAGGAUAUGUUAGCAGCAAGAAAGUUACUUGGAGCUUUAAAGGUGUGGCCGACCUGGUCAAAGAAAAAGUCAAUUUGAUGGCUACUACUGAUUGGAAUAAACUGUGCCAAAAAGUGAAUCAAAUAGAAGAGCAAUACAGGAAAAGUGAUCAUGUGGUAGACACGAUGACUGAAGAGUUUAUUAUUCAUGUUGGUGAUGAUGACUCUGAUAGUGAUGAAGAUCGCAUAUCGGACACGGAAGAUGCAGAUGAUUUAGAUGAUGACACAGAUCAAGAUGAUGAUGAUGAUGAUGAUGAUGAUAAUUAUGAUGAUAAAGCCCCUAUUGCUAUAUAUAUUAAAGAAAGUGAUGAGUCAUUUAUGACAGAAUUAAAUGCUUAA